Messenger RNA from Talaromyces stipitatus ATCC 10500, 1190 nucleotides. Its product is annotated as DUF408 domain protein. Gene Ontology annotation, cellular component: cytoplasm; nucleus. Gene Ontology annotation, molecular function: RNA polymerase II CTD heptapeptide repeat phosphatase activity; RNA polymerase core enzyme binding. The transcript has 2 exons. The coding region runs from base 174 to 1190 and encodes 338 amino acids. The record is from RefSeq and is a predicted model, not a curated record. Lineage: Eukaryota; Fungi; Ascomycota; Eurotiomycetes; Eurotiales; Trichocomaceae.
AGUCUCUCCAGUGAACGACCUCGCCAGUUUCAGGUUAUCCGUAUUCUGCUUCAGGUUUGAUCUUCCUUAGGGAUUAAGGCUGGAAUGCUGUGGUGAUUUGGAGUUGCUGCAGGAUUUUGUUUCAGCAGUUGGGUCAAAUUUCUCUAUACUUCCGGUCUAAAGAAAUUAUCACCAUGUCACAAUUCAACGGUCCCACUACAGAGCAGGCCAGGAACUAUAAGUACACCGGAGAUAAGCCUGUCAAUCCUCGACACCUAGCGACUGCUCUACAACACGCAAACCAAAUCCAAGCACAAAAGGACGCACAAGCUUUGAUCCUAGAUCGCAUAUUGGAAUUGAUUGAGUUCCCAUCAUCAGAGUCCGCAGAUCCCGCACACCCUUCCACAACAGAUGCAGCAGCACUUAAGGCGGCACUUAUACCAUUCCAGCCUGCGGAUUUUGAUAAUCUCAUCCUCGAGCGUAAUAUAGAAGGUCGAUGUGGCUAUGCAUUAUGCCCCCGCGAGCACAGGAAGGAGGAUCCAAAUGCCAAAUUUCGGAUCCUAUGGGGGCCGAAAGGUAGCGGACAAAACGGCCGUGGUCGGGAAAUGAAGGUUGUCCCUCGCGAAAAGCUCGAGAUGUGGUGUUCGGACAAAUGUGCUGAACGAGCCAUGUAUCUACGGGUUCAGUUGGCUGAGGAGCCGGUAUGGGAGAGGCGAGCGGUAGAUGCACGGACAAGAACACUUGAGCUUUUGGAAGAGGCUCGGCGGGCGAGAAAGGAGAAGACCAAGCAAAAUUUGGGAGAGGAAGAUAGUGCGUUGAACGAGAAGAUGAAAAGUCUUACAGUAGAUGAGUGUUCGUCAGCGACCAGUUCUCAGAAUAUGAAGCAACUGUCGCUUGAACGAGGUGAUACAGGCCCGACGUUUAGGGAACAAGGCCGUGUGGAUGUACACCUUCAGGAGAAAGAUAUUGAUCUGAAAGGAGAGAUACCAGCAGCUCCUGUUGCUCGCCCAAGCGAUAGCACCGGAGGUUCAAUUGAGGGGUACGCGCCCAAGAAGACUCAUGAACAGCUUAAGCAAUCUCGAGACCGUCAUGAAUCUCGCGAGGAAGAUGUGCUCGACAUUGUCACAGCGAAGUGGCUGCCGCAUAACGAUGUCCAGGGAAGGACCAAAAGUCGUGCAAUCGAGCGGUCCACCAUCAACUGCAUUGGGUAA